AUGUCAAACCCUCUUGACGCACCUGAAACUCCUUCUCCUGAAGCAUCGACACCCAUUUCUGAAACGACUGAUUCACCAUCUCGUGAGCCGUUGGCUAUAGAAGAUUCUCAGCCUCCAGCCCAGGUGGAGUUGGUUGAAGAAACGGAGGAGAUACAGACCUUGGAUCUGGGAGAAGGAAAUGUGAUUAAACUUGAUAGAUUAGGUCCGAUGAUCAUCAAUUCUGAUGGAACUCUAUCUCGUAUUCAAAAUUGGCAAGACCUUCAUCCGAUAGAGCAGGAACGUACGGUACGAUUAUUAGUCAGGAAGAGGAAUUUGGUUAGACUAAAACAAUUGGAUAAAGAGAAUAGGGAAGGAGGAGAAGAAUUGACAGCUUUAAAAGACACUAAAGAAUAG
Kwoniella shivajii is the source of this 393-nucleotide messenger RNA. RefSeq lists its product as uncharacterized. The record is from RefSeq and is a predicted model, not a curated record. NCBI's taxonomy places the organism in Eukaryota, Fungi, Basidiomycota, Tremellomycetes, Tremellales, Cryptococcaceae. Bases 1 to 393 code for a protein of 130 amino acids. The transcript is spliced from 2 exons.